AGUCUCUGCAUUAAUAGCGAUGAAGAGCAAUUUAGUUGAUCCUAUAAACCAUCUCAAGAAUUGGAAUAAAGGGGAUCCAUGUACAUCCAAAUGGAGAGGAGUUUUAUGCUUUGAUUCAGUCACGGCUGAUGGUUACUUGCAUGUCCAAGAGCUGUAUGAUUCCAGAAAUUCCAUUUUAGAGUGGUCCAUACUUCUCAUUGAUAACUCAAACCGCAGUGGAUCUAUGGAGUUUGUUGUCCCUCCAGUAGACGCAUCAGUCUUUUUCCCGAUUUCUGUGCGUUUUACUACUGCAAGCACAAACAGUGAACUAAAGGCUGCAAACUACUUGAACAUAAAGAGUCUGCUGGAUCUAACAUGCCAGACAGUUGUGGACAUGAUAAAAGGAAAGACUCCAGAGGAAAUCUGGAAGACCUUCAACAUAAAGAAUGACUUCAGUGCCGAUGAAGAGGAAGAGGUUCGUAGAGAGAACUAGUGGGCCUUUGAGUAAGAAGAAAUACAUGGCCUGAUGAUGGUGGUAUAGUAGUAGUACUAUGAGGUUUUAUGUAUCCUAUACUGGUUUAGACUCUGGUCAUGACUAUUGUUUUCUGUUUAGCAAGCUCUCUCUUCAAACAUAGCUGCUCUUUGAAAUGUAAAUAACAGCUGGAUUCCGGUGGUUUUAUGCACCUGUACUUUUAUUUUGAAGUACUCUUAAA
This is a messenger RNA of Camellia sinensis, 692 nucleotides long. The record is from RefSeq and is a predicted model, not a curated record. NCBI's taxonomy places the organism in Eukaryota, Viridiplantae, Streptophyta, Magnoliopsida, Ericales, Theaceae.